This is a messenger RNA of Lactuca saligna, 4209 nucleotides long. The record is from the annotation of a GenBank genome assembly. Lineage: Eukaryota; Viridiplantae; Streptophyta; Magnoliopsida; Asterales; Asteraceae.
CUUAUGCUUCAUUAAUCCACCUCUAUUUAAUUGUAUGUCGAGUUUCAUGGCUUGAUUUGGGCCAUGACAUCUUUACUUCAAAGUAAUCUUUCCUUUGCUUUAUCGAAAUAGAAAUCAGAUUCUUGAUCUUGUUGGAAGGAAUUACUACUAGUUAACAUGGUUUCUUGUGUUUUCCUAAUAUUCCUUAUCUUGGAGGGCAGAAUUGUCAAUAAAGAUUCAUGAAUGCUUCUUUCUUCCUGUCCCUAUUUCUCUUUAAGAAGAAGAUAAAGGUUACAAAAAAACUGUCUUGUCUUAUUCCUUUCUCUUUUAAAAUAGUAACUCAGGAAACAGAGAUUUGUGGAUAAUAAAUUCAUGUCUUGAGAACAAAUUCUUGUUUGGGAGAUGAGUGAUUAGUUAAUGAAGAGUAUUUUCAUGAGGGUUUUGUUCUGCAAGAUCCACUGUCCUUCAUUCAUAUGUUUCUGCAAACCUUCAACUGCUACUCAUCUUUACAAUUCUGGCCCUUUGAAAUUGGAAAAUUCCCCUCAUGUCCCUCCUUCAUCUGUUGUAAUCGAUCCAUGUGAUCAAAAUCAUGUUGAAGAAGUUAUUGAAGUCAAUAAAGAGAUUUCCGAAGAUGAAAAGCAAGAACCAGAGAUCGAAACUAUUGUUCUCAGAAGUUGUAUGAAGAACAAGUGUGACCCCGAAUCAAGAUCGCCAAUUGAAAGAAAAAAAGUGCAAUGGAUGGAUAGUUUAGGCAAACAACUUGUUGAUAUCAAAGAAUUUGAAUCCAGUGAAACAGGAGAUACAGACAACGAAGACGAUAAUGGAGGUUGUUUUUGCACGAUUCUUUGAUGUUUUAAAACCAUCACCAUGUCGAUAGAAUAAGUAAAGAUCGGCUGUAAGUUCGUCCAUUCAUUUACUCAUUGAAUUGGAGAUAAAGAUCGAGUGUCUUGCAAAGAUCUGAGCUCCAUUUUUAGAUUUCAUUUCCUAAUUUAUUUUCACUCUGGCUCUUCUGCUUUCUGAUGUAAGAAUUUAUGUUAUUAACGAGCUUCUUUAUGUUCUUCAUCUGAUAAUGAAAAUCCCAGUAAAGUUUGUUGCUUUUUUAUCAUUUUAUUGUACUUUUAUUUCGGAUUUCGCCUUUUUCUUGAGUUUCUCGAUAACCCUUUUGACAAAAAUGGGGAUUUAUGCAAGAACAGAAACGAAAUCUUGAUGAUUAAUACUAUAAACUAUAAAGAUAUAAUCUUGUGUUUCUUUUUAUUUUACAAAUUACAACACAUUUUCACCAGAAUUUGAACAGAUGUAGAAAAUUCAGUGAGUAGCCCAUGAUCAAGAUCGAUGAAAAAAACCCAACUGGAAAUCCGAUCCAAGUUCCCUCCCACAUAAUCCAUGAAUCUUUCUUGUCUUCUUCAUCUUCUCCUUCUGAUGAUGUAACAUCCUCUGGACAUAUGAUUCUAAUCUGCAUGCCACAUAAUCCACUGUUGUUUGCAAAAUACUUCAACUCAUUCAUCGUGUUCAUCUGUCCACCCACCGGAAUCCUACCUGUCAGCCUGUUAUUGCUCACAUCAAGAAUCAUUCCCAAAAGUCACCGGAAUGUUCCCGGAGAUUUCAUUGUGUGAAAUGUUGAGAAGUUUUAAGCCUUUGAGAUUGCCUAACGAUGCCGGAAUUUCGCCGGAGAUUCGGUUUUCUGACAAAUCCAAGAAUGAGUAGAUGUCUAAGCUCCGACUUGAUAGCCCUCGAAAAGAGUUCUUCCAGUUUAAUAUCAAGUCUUGAAACUCGAUUAAGAAGUUGAAGAUGUCAUACGUUGGUAACAAGUCCGGAGUGUUCAUCAUUCUUGCUAGGUUUCCGAUCUCCGGUGGGAUGAUUCCGGCGAGGUUGUUCCCGGAGACAUCAAGAAUCCGGAGAGAAGUGAGGUUGGAGAUUGUUCUUGGGAUAAAUCCUUCAAGGGAAUUGUUUCUUAAGCUUAGAACUUGCAAAUUCGGGAUUUGAGGAAGAACUUCGUGGAAAUUUCCGGUGAUAUCGUUGUCAUGAAGAUCAAGAUGUUCGAGGUUGACCAAGUUGGUCAAAUUCCGGGGCAGAUUGCCGGAAAAUCUAUUCCCGCCAAGAGAUAGAAUCUGAGUUUCUGUGGAAAAAGUCACCGGAAUCUCGCCGGAGAAUUCGUUGUAUGACAAAUCGAUGAAAGCAAGAAGAGGGUUAUCUCCAAACACUGGGAAUUUGUCGCCGGAAAAUCUAUUUCUAGACAAAUCCAGAAGUAGUAACCGGUAAAUAUUUGAUAUAGACAUUGGAAUUUGGCCGGAGAAAUUAUUUCCCGACAACAUAAGAAGCAUGAUUGCUCUGGCGUUUCCUAUAUUCUCCGGUAACUCGCCGGAAAAAUUAUUCCGGGACAAAGCAAGAAUUGAUAAACUUAAAGAUUCAAAUAAGCGAGGCGGGAGUGAUCCAGUAAGCUUGUUAUCUGACAAGAUUAUGCUUCCGAUGUCCAUCUUAGCAAGCCAAUCGGGAAAUUCCCCCUCCAAUUGAUUCUGGCUCAAAUCAAGAAGAUUCAAGUCUUUCUGUGAAGAAAUCCAUUCAGGAAUCUCACCGGAAAAUCCACAGGAAGACAUGGAGAUCUGUUCUAGCUUACAUUUUGGAACGAUUUUUGUUUUAUUAUUCCAAAUCAAGCGGUUACCUUUUCCUCCGAUGAACAAUUUCUUUAAACUUCUGAUGUUGAAUAACCAUGUUGGGAUUUCUCCGGCGAGCAUGUUGUUCUUGAGCUGAAGGGUUUCUAACUUUCUUAAGUUUUGCAUAGAUGGUGGGAUUGGACCCAUGAACUGGUUCUUACUCAGAUCAAGAGUCGUCAUGUUGGGUAGUCUUCCUAUGCCAGAAGGAAUUUGGAGGGAGAACGAAUUUCCAGACAAAUCUAGGGAUUCUAAAUCCUUGAGAUUUUCAACCGAAGAGGGGAUUCCACCCGAAAACUGAUUCUUUCCUACCCAAAGUUCCCUUAACUUCGUCAGAUUUCCAAUUUCCUCUGGGAUACUUCCGGUAAGAAAAUUCUCAUUCAGUUUCAAGGAUUCAAGAUUCCGAAGGUUUCCAAUUUCAGAACUUAAACCACCGGUGAGACUGUUGUUGCUUAGAUCGAGAAAACGAAGAGAUUCAAGUUUGAAAAGCGAAGGAGGAAUCAUACCCUGGAAACGAUUCACACUCAACGAUAAUGUUGUCAAAUUCCGAAGAGUAGCCAGUUCAGGCCCUAGUCCUCCUUCAAGGUAAUUGGUGCUCAUGUCCAAGUAACGUAAAUUUGUUAACCGGAAAAGUUGGGCUGGAAUGGAACCAUUGAAGCUGUUCUGCAUCAUGUCAAGAUGAACAAGUCCGGUGAGGUUACCAAACCCAUCUCCGGGGAUCUCACCUACCAACGAAUUCAUGGAGAUAUCGAGUACCUUCAGUGACCGGAUUUCGAAAAGGGGAUUCAGGAUAUCGGAGAACACCGGAACCAGGUCAACAAACAGGGGAACGACGGCGUCUAGGUGGAGCUCGGUGACGAUUCUGGUUUUGUUUCUGGUUCUGGUGCAAUUGACACGGUCCCAGGAGCAACAAUCGGAUUUUGGACUCCAUGAAUCUAGUUCUUCGAAUGGUACAUAUUCAUCGGAGUUGGGGUCGGAGUUGGAAUCGAUGAUGGUGGUGAUGGUGGAUUUGAAUCGAAGAAGAGCUUGUUUUUGAUGAAUCGGACAAGAGAAUGAUGGGAUUGGAAUGGAAUUGAGUAUGAACAAGAAUGAUAAUAUUGACAGUGAUGUUGUCAAGGCAGCCAUGGCGGUUUCCGGCUGGUCUUCCUUCGAUUUAUCUCUUUACAACGAUGGCGAGAUUAUAAAGGGAUUAAAAUUCUGUGUUUUCAUUUUUACUAAAUCCAGAGUAAUGUUGUGUGUUUAUUGAAUGAUGUACAAGUUAUAUAGCAUAUUUAGUUUGAAGUUGGUGAAUAUGGGAGUGAAAAAGGGAUUAAAGUCGUCGACUAAUUCUAGUCAAUGGGUAGUGUAGUAAACUAGUACUAGAGUUUGAAUAUCGAGAUAAAUGGGUCCCAGUACCAAAUUAAGUCAACUUCACUUUAUAAAAUUCUCAUUUUUUCUUUUUAUAUUCAAGAAAACCGUAAAUGUUUAAUUUCUUAGGGAAAAUGAUUUAAAAGCCCAACGAAGUUUUCAAACCGUUUAAAAAACUCUAAUAAUGUUUUGUUUGUUCAAAAAAUCCCAACAAAAUUAACAUUUUAUCUAAAAA